Messenger RNA from Chrysoperla carnea, 1167 nucleotides. Its product is annotated as gastrula zinc finger protein XlCGF8.2DB-like. The coding region runs from base 89 to 1021 and encodes 310 amino acids. Gene Ontology annotation, cellular component: nucleus. Lineage: Eukaryota; Metazoa; Arthropoda; Insecta; Neuroptera; Chrysopidae. The record is from RefSeq and is a predicted model, not a curated record. The transcript has a single exon.
GGUUAAAAAUAACCACGACCUGGAGUAUAAAUUUUUGACAAAUGUAUAUUCUUUAUUUGUGAAAUUGUGAAUUCAACACGUUAAGAAAAUGGCAAAUAGUUCCUUUCAGGACGUGAGCAAUCACUUGUUUAUCAGUGAAUAUCGCAUUAAAGAAGAACUAAAAACAGAGCUAGAAAGUGAUGGAAUGAAACUAGAACAAGAACUAAUUAAAGAAGAAAUACUAGAAGACAGUGUUUAUGAAAAUAUUAAACUUGAACAACUGCAUACAGAAUUAAUAGUUAAAGAUGAAAUAUUAGAUGAAAAUGUUUUAAGCGAUCAGCACUCUCAAAACGGAGACAAACGGUUUUCAUGUGAAGUUGGUCAUAAAACUUUUGCUUGGAAAAAGAAUUUGAAUCGACAUAAACGAAUUCAUACCGGAGAAAAACCCUUUUCGUGUGAAGUUUGUGAUAAACAGUUUAGACAGCGAAGGAGUUUAAUUGGACAUAAACGAAUUCACACUGGAGAAAAGCCUUUUUCAUGUGAAACUUGUGAUAAACCAUUUACGCUGAAACAGAGUUUAGCUAAACAUAAACUCAGUCAUACUGGAGAAAAACCGUUUUCAUGUGAUAUUUGUGAUAAAACAUUUAUUCAACAAUAUACUUUAAUUGUGCACCAACGAACUCACACUGGAGAAAAACCUUUUUCAUGUGAUGAGUGUGAUAAAAGAUUCAAUCAUAAAACCGGUUUAAUUGAACAUAAACGAACUCAUACUGGAGAAAAACCUUAUUCAUGUGAUAUCUGUGACAAAACGUUUACUCAGCGAAGGAGCUUAAUUGAACAUAAACUGAUUCAUACUGGCGGAAAACCGCACUCGUGUGAAGUUUGUCAUAAAGCUUUUAAUCUGAAAAAGUAUUUAACUAAACAUAAACUCGUUCAUACUGAUGAAAAACCUUUUUCAUGUGGAUUUUGUGAUAAAACAUUUAAACGGAAAUAUGAAUUAAUUUCACAUAAACUAAGAAUUCAUAGCAAAGAUACGUUGUAGAAAGUACAUAGUAUAUAGUACAAGAUACUGCUGCGAGAUUACUACAGGGUGUCCUUUUUUUUUAAGUUGACAUAUACUUAAAGAUCGAUAAAUAAAUUUAAUCGAGGAAAAUGGUCUAAACGAAAAAUGUUAGUUUCAAAAGAGCA